UCCAUCCAUACCUGCUCAAGAACCAGCUCUUUUCUCCUUCUUCUUCUUCUUCUUCUUCUUCUUCUUCUUCUGUCUCGAGCAUAACUUCUUUCCUCUCUUCAGCUUUUCUUCGCUCUGGGUUUUCUUUAUUUUUUUGUCCAAAAGCUCAGAAUCAAGGAUAUCAAUUCUUCCAUUUAUAUUGAGCAGCUAGUUUUCUUUUUAAUCGAUAAUGGCAGAGGAAAGUAGACGAAACCCCAAACCUGAAUCGGUUUCGGUGGAAAAUCAGCCUGAAAUGAGGAGAAAUAAUAACCUGCCAAACUUUCUCCUAUCAGUUAGGCUCAAAUAUGUGAAACUAGGUUACCACUAUUUAAUCUCCAAUGCCAUGUAUCUGUUGCUGAUACCACUCCUGGGCAUUGCUUCUGCUCAUCUUUCGACUCUUACUAUCCAAGAUUUAGUUGAGCUAUGGAACCACCUAAAGUUCAAUUUUAUCUCAGUAACUCUGUGUUCGGGUCUUAUUGUUUUCUUGGCUACUCUUUACUUCAUGAGCCGCCCAAGAAAAAUAUACUUGUUAAAUUUUGCAUGUUACAAACCAGAAGCAGCUCGCAUGUGCACGAGAGAAACUUUCAUGGAGAGAUCAGCACUGGCUGGGAGCUUUACCGAAGAGAACUUGGCCUUUCAGAAGAAAAUCCUUGAGAGAUCUGGGUUGGGACAAAAGACGUACUUGCCUGAGGCGGUGAUGCGGGUUCCACCAAACCCAUGUAUGGCGGAGGCAAGGAAGGAAGCUGAGACCGUGAUGUUCAGCGCAAUCGAUGAGCUCUUGGCAAAAACUGGGGUUAAAGCCAAGGAUAUAGGGAUCCUUGUUGUGAACUGUAGUUUGUUUAAUCCGACGCCGUCUCUCUCUGCCAUGAUAGUAAAUCACUACAAGCUAAGAGGGAACAUAAUGAGCUAUAAUCUUGGCGGUAUGGGCUGCAGUGCUGGGCUUAUUUCCAUCGACCUUGCCAAACAGCUCUUACAGGUUCAACCCAACUCCUAUGCUCUAGUGGUCAGUAUGGAGAACAUCACUCUGAAUUGGUACUUUGGCAACGACCGAUCAAUGCUUGUCUCAAACUGCCUCUUCCGAAUGGGCGGCGCUGCCAUCCUUCUCUCCAACCGAUCAUCUGAUGCCCGUCGCUCUAAGUAUCAACUUAUCCACACCGUCCGUACUCACAAGGGUGCUGAUGAUAAAUGUUACAAUUGUGUGUUCCAGAAAGAGGACGAAAGUGACCGCAAGAGAAUUGGGGUUUCACUUUCUAAAGACCUUAUGGCUGUUGCUGGAGAAGCCCUUAAAACCAAUAUCACUACUCUAGGGCCAUUAGUUCUUCCAAUGUCCGAGCAACUCCUAUUUUUUGCAACUUUAGUAGGAAGAAAGAUCUUCAAAAUGAAGAUAAAGCCAUACAUUCCAGAUUUCAAGUUGGCAUUUGAGCACUUCUGCAUCCAUGCGGGAGGAAGAGCUGUUUUAGAUGAGCUAGAGAAAAAUCUUGAUCUUACCGACUGGCACAUGGAGCCUUCAAGAAUGACUCUUUAUAGGUUUGGCAACACUUCAAGCAGUUCUUUGUGGUAUGAACUGGCUUACUCUGAAGCCAAGGGGAGAAUCAGGAAGGGUGAUAGGACAUGGCAGAUUGCAUUCGGGUCAGGAUUCAAGUGUAACAGUGCUGUGUGGCGUGCAUUGAAGACAAUCAAUCCAGCCAAAGAAAAGAACCCUUGGAUGGAUGAAAUUGAUGAAUUUCCUGUUCAUGUGCCUAAAGUGGUGUCAAUUUCGUCUUGAAGCUCUAUUUCAUCAUCCUUCCAAGGGAGAUUGUGUUCUUAAUUACUUUAAUCAGUACUUGGUUGAUGUAUGCAUGAAAACAUGAUGAUUUUUUUUUUUUUUUUUUGUGAUAUUGUCAAUUGAUCGAAGCAUUUGUCCGUAGGAGGAUUACAAUUCGACGACAUUAAAAUUUGUCAAAUGAAAUUCUUGAUUAUUAUGUUAUAGUAUAUAGCUAUGGUAUAUUAUUGUUAA
Molecule: messenger RNA, 2014 nt
Organism: Hevea brasiliensis (rubber tree)
Lineage: Eukaryota; Viridiplantae; Streptophyta; Magnoliopsida; Malpighiales; Euphorbiaceae
Product: 3-ketoacyl-CoA synthase 11
Exons: 2
Coding region: 209-1783 (524 amino acids)
Biological process (GO): fatty acid biosynthetic process
Cellular component (GO): membrane
Molecular function (GO): acyltransferase activity, transferring groups other than amino-acyl groups
Source: RefSeq, a predicted model, not a curated record